Messenger RNA from Serpula lacrymans var. lacrymans S7.9, 695 nucleotides. RefSeq lists its product as uncharacterized. Bases 162 to 536 code for a protein of 124 amino acids. NCBI's taxonomy places the organism in Eukaryota, Fungi, Basidiomycota, Agaricomycetes, Boletales, Serpulaceae. The record is from RefSeq and is a predicted model, not a curated record. The transcript has 4 exons.
GGCGCGGGACGACCAUGAUGACAAGCGUGUACUCGGUCUCGGUGUAUAUAUUCAUUCACACCUAAACGCUUCAUCGCUCUCCCACUUUACGACGAGGGCUGCACCAACUAUACUCAUCGUCUAACGGGUUUAUCAGGCGCUUCGAAAACCGAGAGGUUGCUAUGGUAUACAAAGUUGCCGGCUAUAUUGUAUCUUACGACCAAGUACGCAGCUGGGCUCAUAGAAAUGGGCGUGAGCCCCCAGCAUAUGGUGUGUCUGCAUGGCUAGACAAAUGGUUCAAGGAACGACGAGUCGACAACGCUUUCCGCGCACUGGGAGUGAACUGGCCGCAAGGCACCCCCGAGAACCCAGAGGCAGCUAAUCCUGUCAUCAUGCUGGUUCGCAAAUCAGAAGUUGACCCCAAUUCAACGAGGAGGAAAUGGGCACCUGUGAAGGAAGCAGAGGGAGAUCGCGUUGUGAAGAAUUGGCUGGAAGAUGAAGGUUUACAUGUUUAUUGGGCAACUGUUCCGGACCCAUAUCAAGAGACGGAAUACUGACGUCGUACGCUCUUUUUCUCCAAUACUGGUUUUUUAUCGUGAGUUAUUUAGCUGUUUAUUUUCGGGAGUGGAUAUAUUUCAAGGGCUGUUGUUAUUUCCACAUUUUGCUUCACCAUCUAUUCACUGUAAUGAUAAAUGAAUAUGGAUUUUUGACAAGCA